AUGGCAGCCGCCGUGGGGGAUCAGUUCCUCCAAGGAACAACAGGGCGCAACACGCGGGGAAUGCUCCGUGUCAUCAUCCUGUGUACCAUCGCAGCUGCAGCCGUCUCGAGUCGAUUAUUCAGUGUGAUCAGGUUCGAGAGCAUUAUCCACGAGUUCGAUCCCUGGUUCAACUUCCGCGCAACGAAAUACCUCGUCCAAAAUGGCUUCUACAGCUUCUGGGACUGGUUCGACGACAGGACGUGGCACCCUCUGGGUCGAGUUACUGGAGGCACCCUCUAUCCUGGCCUGAUGGUCACCAGCGGCGUAAUCUACCACAUCCUCCGCCUCCUCGCAUUGCCAGUUGACAUUCGAAACAUAUGCGUCCUGCUUGCACCAGGUUUCUCGGGCCUUACCGCCCUGGCUACCUACCUCUUCACCUCCGAGAUGUCAGACUCGCCCUCCGCAGGCCUUCUUGCCGCAGCCUUUAUGGGCAUCACUCCUGGGUACAUAUCCCGUUCGGUUGCAGGAAGCUACGACAACGAGGCCAUCGCUAUCUUCCUGCUGGUCUUUACCUUCUAUCUAUGGAUAAAGUCACUGAAGAACGGCUCAGCCAUGUGGGGCGCAUUGACCGCGCUCUUCUACGGCUACAUGGUGUCUGCGUGGGGUGGAUAUGUGUUCAUCACGAAUCUGUUGCCUCUGCAUGCCUUUGUGCUCAUCUGCAUGGGCCGGUACAGCCCGCGACUCUACGUCAGCUAUACUACCUGGUACGCCUUAGGCACGUUGGCAAGCAUGCAGGUGCCCUUCGUCGGGUUUUUGCCAAUCAGGAGUAGCGACCAUAUGGCUGCUCUAGGUGUCUUCGGCCUUCUCCAACUGGUCGCUUUCGUUGAAUUCAUUAGAUAUCAGUUGCCUAGCAAGCAGUUCCAGACCCUACUGCGAAGUCUGGUCCUCCUCGUCUUCGUGGUUGCCUUCGGUGGACUCGUCCUUCUGACCGUAAGCGGCACCAUCGCUCCGUGGAGCGGCCGCUUCUACUCCCUUUGGGAUACCGGUUACGCCAAGAUCCACAUUCCAAUCAUCGCCUCCGUCUCCGAGCAUCAGCCCACAGCAUGGCCAGCGUUCUUCUUUGAUCUGAACAUGCUGAUCUGGCUUUUCCCGGCCGGCGUCUAUAUGUGCUUCCGAAGCCUGAAGGAUGAGCAGGUGUUCAUCGUCAUAUACGCCGUCCUGGCAAGCUACUUUGCGGGAGUCAUGGUUCGGCUAAUGCUAACGUUGACGCCCAUCGUCUGCGUUGCUGCUGCGAUGGCCCUCUCCCAGAUUCUCGACACCUACCUUGUUGCCAAAUCUCCGUCAACUCAAGCUCAGGCCAACGGCAGCGCGGAGACCGUCAAGAACACCGCUUCAUCUAUGCUGCCGGAGUCUCUCCGCUCAACGCGAUCUCCCCUGAUCGGCAUCUACUCAUACACCUCCAAACUUACCAUUGUUGGAUCGGCAACAGCUUAUCUCCUGCUCUUUGUGCUUCACUGCACUUGGGUAACCUCCAACGCCUACUCAUCUCCGUCUGUUGUGCUCGCCAGCAGGUCACCGGACGGAUCGCAGCAUAUCAUUGAUGACUAUAGAGAAGCGUACUAUUGGUUGCGACAAAACACUCCCCAGGAUGCAAAGAUCAUGUCCUGGUGGGAUUACGGCUACCAAAUUGGUGGCAUGGCCGACCGGCCCACGCUCGUGGACAACAACACAUGGAAUAACACGCACAUUGCAACUGUUGGAAAAGCCAUGAGCUCUCGAGAGGAGGUCAGCUAUCCAAUCAUGCGCCAGCACGAGGUUGACUAUGUCCUGAUUGUGUUCGGCGGUUUGCUGGGCUACUCCGGUGACGAUAUCAACAAGUUCCUGUGGAUGGUCAGAAUCGCCGAGGGCAUCUGGCCGGAGGAAGUCAAGGAGCGCGACUUCUUCACUCCUCGCGGCGAGUAUCGUAUCGAUGAUCAAGCGACGCCGACCAUGAGGAACAGCUUGAUGUACAAGAUGUCCUACUACAAUUACAACUCUCUGUUCCCUGCUGGACAGGCUCAGGAUCGCGUCCGUGGCGCGAGGCUGCCCGCUGAGGGCCCUCAACUCAGCACCAUUGAAGAAGCGUUCACCAGUGAAAACUGGAUAAUCAGGAUCUACAAGGUCAAGGACCUUGACAAUGUUGGGCGUGAUCACGCAAGCGCCAUGGCGUUCGAGAAGGGGAACAAGAAGAAGAGACCUUCGAAGCGAAAAGGACCGAGGGUUCUCCGCGUUGAGUGA
Messenger RNA from Coniosporium apollinis CBS 100218, 2256 nucleotides. RefSeq lists its product as uncharacterized. The record is from RefSeq and is a predicted model, not a curated record. Bases 1 to 2256 code for a protein of 751 amino acids. Gene Ontology annotation, cellular component: membrane. Gene Ontology annotation, molecular function: dolichyl-diphosphooligosaccharide-protein glycotransferase activity. NCBI's taxonomy places the organism in Eukaryota, Fungi, Ascomycota, Dothideomycetes. The transcript has 5 exons. Gene Ontology annotation, biological process: post-translational protein modification.